Molecule: messenger RNA, 379 nt
Organism: Aspergillus neoniger CBS 115656
Lineage: Eukaryota; Fungi; Ascomycota; Eurotiomycetes; Eurotiales; Aspergillaceae
Exons: 1
Coding region: 46-258 (70 amino acids)
Source: RefSeq, a predicted model, not a curated record
CUGAUCCACUCCUCCCCCCCCCCUCCAUCAUCUACCAUCUGCCAUAUGCCAUCUCUCUUCUUAUCCUUUUCCCCUCCACUCAUCUCCCCUACAUUCUUCUCUCAAGCGUCGCCAUUCCCGCUCACCCAUCCCCACGGUGGCUUGAGUGCCUCCCGGAGGCGAGAACCAUUCCAACUCCAUUCUAGCUCAGACUGCUUCCUCCCGCAGCAUCGCCUUCCCGCCAACCCUGUGCGACCGGAAUUCAAUUCCUUCGGGUAAGCCGUCCAAUACCCUGGUCCAUUAUAGCAUCAUCCUCUUACUAACUCAUUUGUUCGACAUGGUUCCCAGUAGACCGUCAGUCAGCCAGUCAGUCCAACUCCCAACUUCCAAUUGCCAGUUC